AUAGUAUAUAUAUAGUUAUUGAUUUAUUUAAAGCUAUUUUCACGUUUAUAAAUAUAUCUUGCGAUAAAAUUAUUUUAUACUCUUGCGCAUUGCACAGUUCCACUUCAGGUGGAAGUUUGCAGCUAUAUUAUUACAUAUUUAUUUAAUGUGGAAAAUAGUUAAAUGUACUUAAUACACAUAUAAACUAAGUAAAUCGAUGCUGUCUAUUUAAUUACGAAGAGAUAUUAUUUUGCUGCAUCUCUUACGAUAUUUGAAAUAUUUAAAAGAAAGGCUAGCCUGCUAUCACAGAUAUCAAAAAUAUGCAGUAACUACUGAAAGUUUUUCCACGUGAUAUAAAGAAAGCAUUUAUAUUGUACAUUAAUAUCUAAUAAUGUAAAUAUAUACAUCUUAAGGAAAUACAUACUUUUGAAAUAGAAUUCAAUAUGCUUUGGUAUAAUUGAAAAUAAUGGAAAAAAAACUAAGCAAAAAGAGCCAUCGCAAACAAAGGAAAGCAUAUCAUAGGCUUCUUAGAGAUAUGGAUAUUAAAUGCUGUGAUAAUCCUACGCAGUAUGUAAUGAUUUGCAAUGCUGGAUUAGUGACUGGAUUACAAAGGAAAGCUUUGCAAGAUGUAAUAGAUCCAUUUGUUGACAAAUAUGAUUUAAUAAUGCCACUAAAUAAAUCGUAUUGCUUUAUUAAAUUUUAUUCAGUAGAAAAUGCUACAUAUAUACAUAAUAAAAUUCAUGGCAACAUUAAUAUAAAUGGACAAAAUACACCAUUAUAUGCAACAUUCACAGAAUCAGUUCCUGACUUAAAUUGUGAAUGGAGUUCAAAUCUUCCUCCUGGACUUAAAUUAGUAGAGAAUUUUAUAACAAAAGAUGAUGAAAAUAUGUUAUUAAGCACAAUUAAUUGGUGUAAUGAAGAAUCAUCUGACUUAAAGCAUAGGAAAGUUAAACAUUUUGGAUAUGAAUUUCAAUACAAUUCAAAUAGAGUAGAUCCAGAUAAACCUGUUACACCUAUACCUAAAAAUUAUCAAUUUUUAAAAACACUAUUCAAAAAAUAUCAUGAUGUUCCAUAUGAAUAUGAUCAAUUAACGAUUAAUCAUUAUUUACCUGGUCAAGGUAUUCCUCCACAUAUUGAUACACAUAGUGCAUUUGAAGAUAGCAUAUUAUCAUUAUCAUUGGGGUCCCCAUGUAUAAUGGAUUUUAAACGAGAAAAUGAAAAAGUUGCUGUUCUUUUACCUCCACGUUCAUUAUUAAUUAUGUCAGGAGAAGCUCGUUAUGCAUGGUCACAUGGAAUUUGCCCCAGACAUAAUGACAUAGUAAAAACUUCAAGUGGAGUGACUACCCAACCACGGGGAACAAGAGUAUCCUUUACAUUUCGAAAAGUACACAAGGGUGAUUGUUGUUGCAACUUUUCAGAAUAUUGUGAUACGAAACAAAAUAAUGCUACUACUCUUAUUGAUAGUAAAAUAGCUCUAGGAAUAGAAAAUUCUUAUGUACACGAUGUUUACGAUAAAAUCUCAAAUCAUUUUGAUGAAACAAGGCAUAAACAAUGGCCCAAUGUAACAAAAUUCCUUCAAACUUUAAAUAUAGGUGAUAUCUUAUUAGAUGUAGGAUGUGGAAAUGGCAAAUACCUUUAUCAAAAUACACAUAUAUUUAAGGUUGGGUGUGACAGAAGUUACAAUUUAAUGAAAAUAUGUCGGAAUAAAGGUUUUGAAGUAUCCCUAUCUGACUGUUUACACUUACCCUAUAAGGAUAAUAUUUUGGAUGCAAUAAUAUGUAUAGCUGUAAUUCAUCAUCUCUCGACCCGUGAACGAAGAAAACAAGCAAUUUCUGAAUUAGCAAGAGUUCUUAGACCAAAUGGAAAAUGUUUAAUUUAUGUAUGGGCAAAAGAACAAGAAAAGGAUUCUAUGCAGACAGCUUAUUUACGAUAUAAUUUAACUAAACAGAAAAAUAAUAGUUCAUGUACACAAAAGUUAACAGAAUAUGGUGUCACAUUACCUGUACACGAAAACCGUACAAAAUUUACAUGCAAGGAUAUGCUUGUUCCAUGGAAAAGAAAGGGAGGAGGCAACUAUCUUAGAUAUUAUCACGUGUUUGAAGAAAAUGAAUUAUCACAAUUAUGUUCAGAAGUACCAGAUCUUGUAAUAAAAGAAGUGUAUUAUGAUCAAGGGAAUUGGUGUGUAAUUUUACACAAAAAAAGUGAAAUAAAUUGAUGAA
Molecule: messenger RNA, 2198 nt
Organism: Frieseomelitta varia
Lineage: Eukaryota; Metazoa; Arthropoda; Insecta; Hymenoptera; Apidae
Product: alkylated DNA repair protein alkB homolog 8
Exons: 8
Coding region: 446-2194 (582 amino acids)
Molecular function (GO): S-adenosylmethionine-dependent methyltransferase activity; nucleic acid binding
Source: RefSeq, a predicted model, not a curated record